Messenger RNA from Harmonia axyridis, 2186 nucleotides. Its product is annotated as palmitoyltransferase ZDHHC16A. Gene Ontology annotation, cellular component: Golgi apparatus. The transcript has a single exon. The record is from RefSeq and is a predicted model, not a curated record. Bases 118 to 1254 code for a protein of 378 amino acids. Gene Ontology annotation, biological process: protein palmitoylation. Lineage: Eukaryota; Metazoa; Arthropoda; Insecta; Coleoptera; Coccinellidae. Gene Ontology annotation, molecular function: palmitoyltransferase activity.
ACUGCAACCGAUAUUUUAGAGAUAUUCUGUGAUCUGUGGGGUCAAUUAAAAAACAAUAACACAUUAAAUUUCAGAAGGAAGUGAUGGAAACUUUAUGAAUGAAAAACAAGCUGAGAGAUGCGUGCAAUAAUCUGGAAAAUUACUAACGUUCCUAAAACGUUCUACAAAUCCAUAUUCACUAAAUACGAAAGAUGUCGUACAAGCAUAAUAUCUCUUACAUACAACCACUUUCUAGAUUCUGGUUACAUAGCAGAUGUAUUCAUGGAACCACUUUUCUGGACUGUAGAUAACUUUGCUAGUGUUCUAGGACCUCUUUUUGUUAUAGCUGUAACUGGUUUAACAGCAAGUGUUGUGUUCAUAGCAUACUGGAUAGGUCUUCCUUACUGGUGGGAAAGAAACCCCCAUAUAUGUGUUAUUUUGAUUAUAAUUGGACAUUGGCUUCUAGUAAAUGUAGUAUUUCAUUAUUAUAAAGCUGUGGUAACACCACCAGGCUAUCCACCUCAAGGUGAACUGCUUACAGAGGCUGUUAGUAUAUGUAAAAAAUGUAUUGCACCGAAACCUCCAAGAGCACACCAUUGCUCAGUUUGUAACAAAUGUAUUCUCAAGAUGGAUCAUCACUGUCCUUGGCUAAAUAAUUGUGUAGGCUUUAAAAACCAUCGAUAUUUUUUUCUUUAUAUGGUGUAUACAGUCAUUGGUGUACUGUUUAUUAUAAUAGCAGGCUUUGAUAUAGGAUAUAAUGUAAUAAUUAAUUUGAAUGCAGAUGAAGAAUUAGAUGGACAUCCUGUAAGAUUGAAUAAAUCUGGAAUGUUUGUUCCAGUUGAACACAAAGAAUACAUUGAGAAAGAACCAUUUAAUGAUAUAUAUCAUCAAAACAUUAUUAGAGAUAUAAAUCCUCUCAAUGAGUAUUUAUAUAAUCCUUCUAAAAGACGAUGCAUAGUUUACAUGGUACUCAUUAAUUUGAGUGUAUUGAUUGCAUUAGGUUCUUUGAGUUAUUGGCAUUAUAAUCUUAUUAGGAAAGGUGAAACGAGUAUUGAAGCACAUAUAAAUAAAAUGGAGACAAAAAGACUUGCCCAAUUAGGUGCAAAGUAUGUUAAUCCUUAUGACUUUGGAUAUAAAAAGAAUUGGAGACUUUUCUUAGGCCUAGUAAGAGGUAGGAAAUUUUUUAAAAACAUAAUUCUUCCUUCAGGUCAUAAACCUAUUGGCAAUGGUCUUAUAUGGUAUACUGUUAUGGAAAAUCAUGAAGACUGGUCCUAACUUGUUUAUAUUUUUCUUGGAAAAUAUUCUUCUUCCGCCUUAGAAUAUAUAUUUGAUAUGAAUGCUGAAGAUAAUCUGAUUCAAUGAAUAAUAGAGGAUUAGGAAUAUUCAAUUGAAAUUGGAAACUUCUAGGCUUUUAAGCCCUAGUCUUCAAGACAUUUUAAUCAAUUAAAAAUAAGUCACCUUAAUCUUUCUAACAAAUGUGUUGGGCAUCUUUGAAAUUAUCAUGGUCAAAAUACAAUUUGGGAUUAAAAUGCCUGAAACUUUAAUUUCAAUAUUCAAACUGGUCAUGAAAGCCUUCAUCAAUAUAUACUUAUAUUCAGUCAUAAGAUCCACGUUUUGAUCUGGAAGAAAAAUGUAUCCUCUAGAAUCUAGAUAGAGGAAAUCAUUCAUCUAAGAGGUUGAGAAUGUAUAUAAUAUAUGACAUUCUCUUUUCACUCUUCUUUAUUUUGUAUAUGUUUAUUGUAAAUUUUCAAGUUAAUAGUAUAAAAAACUUCCAUGGGGCUAUAAUAUACAAUUGUGAAAGAUUUCAAUUCAGUUACCUUGAUGAAAAUUCAGGAAUAAAACUUAUCUGGUAUCGAAAUAUAUUAUUCACUAUAAGGAAAACUACUUCCUAAUGGUCAGUUGCACCAUUCGCCUAAACAUUGAUUACUUUCUGAUUUUUCUUAAGAAAUCUGAAAGUAAUCAAUCUUUAGGGAAAUGGUGCAACUGGCCAUAAGGAAGUUGAAUUUUAUUGGAAAAUAUUGGUAUUAAUCAUAGUGGCUGAGUAAAUGCUUUCAUCUUUAUGAAUAACACACUUUGUGAUAUUCUAGGUGCAAGUUUUUAAUAAAAUGGAAAUAUUUAUUGUAUUUUGUAUUCAAUAAAUAUUAAUCAUGAAUUAAUAAUUAUCCAGAUUGGGAUUCUGAUAAUAUUAAUUAUAAAACUGAAUUUAU